AGAAGAAAAAGCCCGGACAACGUUGACGCGGUAGCUAGGAAAAAGAAAGAAAAAACCUAAACUGCGAAACGGAGUGCUAUUUUUAAUGAGAUUCAGAUGUUUUUGUCGACGGACGCAUACAGGUUAUUACGACAAUGUGCGAUGCCUGUCUCCAGAUUUCGUUAAAUCUGCUCUCGUUUCUUUGAGGAAGAUCCAUCACUGAGAUCUUGACAGCAUUACAGCCGAUGAGAGGUGCACCGGAUAUACUAUUUAUACCCAUACACAAAGAGCAGCAAUAAUGCUUAUUGUCGAUUUUGCCAUUGCCAUUUGUUUUGCAAUGUAAUCUCAGUAGUCUCACUUGUUUUCUAGAACAGAGGUGGAAGGAACAGAACGGGAUUUUUUAUUCACCGAAUGCAUUAUACUACCAAACAUUAUUUAUUUAAUUCAUUCAUGAACAAUUCUGGUGUGACAAAAAUACUUAUUCUAUCUGGUCAAUCAAAUCAAGGACGGACAAAUCCUUACUACUUAAAAUUUGAUCAAAUCUUCAUUUAUCUCCAGUCAGUGGACUCGCGGCAGAAGCGCAUUUCUGAGGGUACUGGUGGGGGAGAUAGGGGGAGAUAGAGACGCCGGAAAUAGCUGAAACAAGUCACAGGAGAGUAGACGGUUGGGAGCAGCGAGAAAAAUGCUUCCUUCGCAAGAAGCCUCAAAGAUUUACCAUGAUAACUAUAUGCGUAACUCUCGAACCAUCGGCGUCCUGUGGGCCAUCUUCACCAUCUGCUUCGCCACCAUCAACGUGGUAGUUUUCAUCCAGCCUUACUGGAUCGGGGACAGCGUGAGUACACCACAUGCCGGUUACUUCGGGUUGUUCCAUUACUGCGUGGGCGACGGAAACUCGAACCGGGAGCUGAUUUGCCAGGGAACAUUUUCCGACUUCAGUUCCAUCCCGUCCGGCGCGUUUAAGGCGGCCUCUUUCUUCGUGCUGCUGUCCAUGGUGCUCAUUUUGAGCUGCAUCGCCUGUAUGGCGCUCUUCUUUUUCUGCAACACAGCCACCGUCUACAAAACAUGCGCUUGGAUGCAGCUGCUUUGUGCUGUGUGCCUGGUGCUGGGCUGUUUGAUUUUCCCAGAUGGCUGGGAUGCAGAGGUCAUCCGAGAUAUGUGCGGAGAGGAGACAGGAAAGUACACACUGGGCAACUGUUCAGUGCGCUGGACUUACAUACUGGCCAUCAUCGGCAUCCUAGAUGCUCUCAUCCUGUCCUUUCUUGCAUUUGUCCUCGGAAACCGCCAGAACGACUUUAUACAUGAUGAAAUCAAGGCUGAAAAUAAAGAUUGAGAUCCGGGCUAAAGACCCUCGAUUCGGUGUCCAGCAGUUUCCGUGAGGAGACAGCAUCCUCCCUCCUUUAUCUUCUCCUCCAACCCUCUCUCCUUGUCCUCAGGCCUGCGUCUCUAAACUCAGUCAGGAUGCUGCUAGUUCAGCUUUUGUAAUAUUGAAAAAGACUGGAAUACACUUCAAGAAGAGAACAUAUUCAACACCUAUUUAAAACCAUGAGAAUUUAAAACCAAUAAAAAGAAGAAAAGAUCAGCUUUACACAAACCAACAACUCUGGGAAAUUAACAAGUUACAUAUAUUGCUACUGUUAUUUAAUAAUGCUUUGAUGACAAUUAUGAUGAUAAUCAUGAUUAUGCUUGCAACAGCGAUAUUAUGUUCAGACUUUCAUAUUUUAUCUAAAAUGGGGAACAUAUUUGUAGCUUUAAAAAAAUAUAAUGAAUCAAUGCAUAUAUGUACAAGAGAUUGGGUGCUACUCUGGACACGCAGAUGAAAAGGAAAAACAUCAAGCCAAAAAUUUAAAUUGAAAAAAAAAAGACAAAAAAAAAGAAACAUUUUGUACAACACAAGAUGUAAUUUUGAAGGCCAUUUUUUCUGACAAAUUUUGAAUUCCCCUCUUUGUACAAGUGGUCAGCAAUCAGAGUUAAUUGAUGAAUUAAAUAGUUAAUUUGUAAAUUCUAUAUUUAUAUGGAUACAGGGUACAGCCAUUAAGCAUUUAUUCACCCACAUCAUAUUCCUUCUACAAACUGGAGUGGAUUUAUCUCUCAGUUCACCUAAAGGUACCAAUAACCCUUCUACAACUGUGCAACAGAAAAGGCUAACAACAGUUAAAUA
This is a messenger RNA of Carassius gibelio (silver crucian carp), 2137 nucleotides long. It is a transcript of the gene lhfpl4a, whose product is annotated as LHFPL tetraspan subfamily member 4a. NCBI's taxonomy places the organism in Eukaryota, Metazoa, Chordata, Actinopteri, Cypriniformes, Cyprinidae. Gene Ontology annotation, cellular component: postsynaptic membrane; plasma membrane; inhibitory synapse. Gene Ontology annotation, biological process: gamma-aminobutyric acid receptor clustering; sensory perception of sound. Gene Ontology annotation, molecular function: GABA receptor binding. The record is from RefSeq and is a predicted model, not a curated record. The transcript is spliced from 3 exons. The coding region runs from base 662 to 1309 and encodes 215 amino acids.